AUGCCCCCGCCACCCCGGCGCGGCGUCCUCGCCUCUCUCCUCGCGCUGCUCGUCGUCCUCGCGACGACGACGACGCUGGCGCCAUCGGCCGUCGACGCCGCCGGCCUCCUCUCCGAGCAGUGCGCGUCCACGCCGCCGUCGAUCGUCGAUCGCCGCAAGGAUGGAAAAGAGGAAUCUCUCGUCGUCGCGUCCCUGCACGUCGGCCCGCCGUUCGAAGACGCCGCCGACGCGAACGCCGCGCGCCCGCGGAGCCACGUCCAGGCGGUCGGAAGGUACAUCGCCGCGCUCGAGGCGGACGUUCUCGUCCUGACCGGCGUCGAGAGCUGCGCGGUGCUCCGCCAGUUCAUCGCCGCCGCGGUCGCGACGAACGCCGAAGCCGCGAGCGCGCUUCGGCCGUACAUCCUCCCGCGCGCGGACGCGGACGCGGACGACGGCGGGACGCGGCACGCGAUCGCGGUGCUGUCGAAGAUCGACCCGCGUGUCGACGUAUGGCGCGACUACGCGCGCGUCGACGCGCCGCUGCCGAGGAGCACGUGCCACGGCGACGUGGACGCCAUCGCGUCGCGGGGGAGACCGGGACGCGGACUGCUGCUCGGCGCGCCGCCGACGGAACGAGAUUUAGAACGGCCCUUAGAUCGAGACGCCGACGCCGCCUCCGACGCCGCCGCCGCCGCCGCACACGCGAGGCGCCUCGCGACCGCGCCGGACCACGUCUUCUUCCGGUUCCGCCUCGGCUUCAACAACGUCACGCUCGCCGCGGUCAACCUCGCGGCCGCGCCCGACUGCGCGCGGAGAGAGGCGGGCGCGUCGGUCGUCGCGGCGGCGGCGGCGACGGCGGCGGCGGCGGGCGACGACGUCCUGAUCGUCGGCGACCUCGGGUCGUCGUCGUCGACAUACGAAGACACGACGCGCGGCGUCGACCACGCCGCGAACGGGACGUUCGCGCUGCUGUUAGACCUCGACGGCGACGGCGAGGACGAUCUCGAGGAGUUGGGCGGACGCGCGCGUCCCGCGGAGACGCGGUGGACGGAUGAGAGGACGAGAGCGAUGCGGCGUCACGUCUUCGCGUCGCCGCGGCUCGCCGCGGCGACGACGGACGUCGCCGUGUCGCGACCGGUCGCCGCCGCCGCGGACCCCGCGAAAAACGCCGCGGACGGCAUCGCGACGUUGACGAGCUACGCGCUCGUGGUGCGAAUGAAGCUCCCGAGGGGUCACUACACCGCGGAGCCGGAGUCGUUCGCGGAGCUUCUCUCCGACCCGAACGCCGUCGUCGAGCUCGUCAUGUUCGUCGUCUUCGGGUCCGUCUUCCUCGUCGGGUGCUUCAAGCUCGCGUUCGGGAAAGAACCGGAGCCGUCGUGGAUGACGGAGUUGUACGGGUUCGGGAUCAGGGAGGGGAGAGGGCUGGCGACGACGAAGGACAUGUUCGGGAGAGAUUUGGAUGGCGGGACGGAGGACACGCCGCUGGGGCGACGCGUGCGAGAACGGCGGGAACGCGCGAGGAAGGACAUGGAGAGGGCGAUGAAGCAGAAGAUGGGGAUGCGGGCGUUCAGGGACCCGCGGCUGAAGCCGUGGCCGUGGCCGUGGAUGUUUCCGUGGCGUAAGAGGGCGCCGGCGGACGAGAUGACGACGACGACGACGGCGACGACGACGACGCGGACGUCGCCGCGGCGGAAGAAGACGCAGCACGGCACUCACUGCUGCUUGCACGUGUCCGGGGCGUUCUCCUUCUCCCCGGCGACGACCGGCGCCGCCGUCGCGUCCGCCGCGGUCGCCGGCUUCGCCUUCUUCGCCGCCGGCGCGUCGCCGAACCCCUCCGUCGUCUCGCCGCCGCCGCCGCCGCCCACGACGUCUUCGAGGCUCCUCCGCGGCGCGGACGGCGCGGGCGGCUUCGCGGGCGGCAUCGCCGCGAACGCCGCGGCCGCCGCCGCCGCGGCCGAGUCGGGCGCGGGCGCGGACGGCGCGAGCGUCACCCUCGACGCGCCCGCGCUCUUUCCUACGACGCCGAGGUUCACCGGCGCCGCCGAGUUGGUCGCGAGCCGCGGCUUGGCGAAGCCGGCGGUCUCCUCCGGCUCCCCGCCGGCCACGCCACCGCCGCCGCCCGCGGCGCCCGCGGCGCCCGCGGCGCCGCCGGCCAUGCCGCCGAUCGCCGCGAACGCCUUCUUGAUCUGCUCGCGCGUGCUCGCGUCCUCGGAGACGAGCCCUCUGAGCUCUUCCUCGCGCGCUCUGAGGUCGGCCAUGACCGCCUCGAGCUGCUCGAGCUCAGCCUUGGCCGCCGCCAUGGGAUCGUCGUGGUCCUUCCCAACCGCCGCGAUCGCGGCCUCGUCGGAGGACUUCAAGCGGUUCACGCGGCUCGCGCAGAUGCCUAUCGCGCGCUCGACGCCCUUGAGCGCCUUCUCCGGCUCGUCCAGGAGCUGGUGCGCGACGGACAUGGAGCACAGCACGCCGGCGAUGCGUCGGUCGUCCUCCUCGAGUUCCAUCUCUAGGAUCGCGAGGCACUUGGCGAGAUCUUCGAGCGCGGCGUCGAAGUUGGCGUGCUCGGUGUUGAUCUCCCCGAGGGUCUCGUACACGUUCGCGAGCUCCACGGGGUAGUCGCCGUCUUCUUCGUAAAUCAAGCGCGCGUUCUCGAUGAGCUUCCACGCGAGCUCCAUGUCGUCCUCCUCCUCCUCUUCGUCCUCUUCGUCUUUUUCAUCAUCCUUGUUGCUCUCGCCGUCCUUCUCGGGCUUCUCGUCGUCGCCGUCGUCGUCGUCGUCGCACGCCUCGCCGUCGUCGUCGGCGUCGCCUUCGUUCGAAGCCUUGCCGUCCUUCGCGUCC
This is a messenger RNA of Micromonas pusilla CCMP1545, 2811 nucleotides long. RefSeq lists its product as uncharacterized. The record is from RefSeq and is a predicted model, not a curated record. The transcript has 3 exons. The coding region runs from base 1 to 2589 and encodes 862 amino acids. NCBI's taxonomy places the organism in Eukaryota, Viridiplantae, Chlorophyta, Mamiellophyceae, Mamiellales, Mamiellaceae.